AUGUUAUUAUUAUUUUUGUUGUUCAUUCCAUCAUUUACAUUGUAUUGCUGUAUUAAUAUAUAAUCUAAUUGAGACUAGAACAACUAAACCAUAUAUGCAUCAACAUACGAGAGAAAGGAAUGGGAUUUGAAUAGAUUCUUUUAUGGUGAAGAUCUCACAUUUUCAUUAAAUGGGAAUGAGGAAAAUUUCGAUAUUCUUCCAUUACUUUAACCUUUAGAGGGUACUCAAAUGGAUUUAAGUAGAUAUAACAUAUAUCAAUAUUAGGUAAUGUUACACUAAUAGAUGUUAAUUCAAUGAAGAGAGGAGAAUUCGAAACAAAUUAAAUGGCUAUUUUAAUAAAGAAUGAAUCCAUUUAUUAAAUAAGAUAUCCAUCAAUCAAUACUGUUUAUUUUGAAACAGAUUAACCAUGUUCUUUUGUUAGAGUGAUAUAAUAAGAUAUAAUCUUAUUAGCAGAUACUAGAAAAUUUUGGAUUGCAAAAUAAUCUAAUUAUUACUAAAUUGAUAGUUUAAUCUUAAAUAUUGAUGUAGAAGAUCGAAAAAUUCUAAUUGUCUCUAAAAAUGAUGUUCAAAUUUAUUAUUAUAAUGAUUCUUUCGAUUACUUUAAUGCCAUUAUUAAUUAAACAAUGUUAAAAACUUUAAUGCCUUUUGCAAAUAAAUCAUUUGAAAUUAUUGAUGCUUAAUUGGCUAAUUAUAACUAAUUAGUUCUUUUAGAUAAAUUUUAUGGAGUCAUUAUUUUAGAGAGUAUUACAUUAGAUUAAUUUUCAUUGAUACAUCAUCAUAAUUACUCUUAUUAUACUACUUAUAAUGCUAUGAGUCUUUUAUUUGAAGAUAUAAGUUAUUAAAUUGUUGUUACUGCUAUGUAAAAUUCCAUUUUUGUACUCUCUUCCACUCAAGUAGAUUAUUUUUAUUGGAUAAAUUAAGUCAACAUAACUUAAUUUAAUAUAGCUGCUUUGAGAGUAAAUAGUUAUUAAAAAUAUUUCUGUUUUUAUAAUUCAACUUAUCUGAGUAUUUAUAAUCUAGUAAGCAUGAUAAAAGUGUCAUAAAAAUCAUUUGAAAAACCAGUUUUAUUAGAUUUUAAUUAUUUGCGAGCAAAUAUUUAUCUUUUGACUGAAGAUAUGCAAUAAAAUUAUUAUAUCUCUUUUCCUAUGUUAAUAAUGAAACCAUUCACUUAACCUUCGAAUGAAUUUUUAAAACUUUAAGUUAUUGCCACAGAAGAAUCCUAAUGUGUAUUAACAUUAAAUUAUAUCAUUUAUGAUUAUUUAGAUAAUAAUUUGUAUUAAAAGUCUAAUGUUAUCAAUUAAAUAAAACCAUUAGUGAAUUAUCCAACAUAUCCAUAAGUUUCUAUCUUUAAAGAAUUAGGAGUUACUGGUUCAAAUAUUAAUGCAAAUAUAUAUCUUAAUGAUUAGAGUAUAAAAUUAAAAUUAGGCUAUUUGGAAGAUUUAAAAGUUGAUGGUAUUAUAUGGCCUGAGAAUAUGCUUUUUGUUAGUAUAUUUUAUAGCGGAAGUUUCACUUAUUAUGUAAUUUAAGUGGAAAACUUAAAAGCCACCUUAUAUCAAUGCAAAGAGUUCAUUAUUAAUUAUUAAUUAUAAUGUUAAAAAGUUUAAGAUUUUAAUCCCAAUAGACAAUUGGAUCAUGACUCAUUUUAAUGGAUCGAAAGGGAAGUUGUGAUUUUUGGAUAUAUUUCUAAAUUUAGACAUACAAUUGAGAUAUUCUAAUUGAAAUAAUCAAUUGUCUCUAAAUUAUUUGUUAUCUCUACAAGUUUGAAAGAUGAAAAUUCAUUAAUAAAUUCAUUUUGUUUAACUGAACAAUUGAUAUUUGUAGUACUAGAAAAGAAGAAAGAAAUACAUGUUUAUUCAUUAUAAGAUAAAGAAUAUAUCUAUACAAUCAAAUAAUCAGAUGUCGAGCCUUAUUAAUUAAGUCCAAAAUUUGUGAGAGUUGACAAAUAAUAGUAUUUGAUAAUCAUAGCUAAUUAAGAUUCUUUAAUUGCAGGAUUCUUAUAUAAUAAAUUUUUUGUAGUUUAUUACCAGUCUUUUCCAGAAUGUAGAUAAAUUGAAGUAGGUCUAACAAGUUACUCAAUAUUUGUAGCUUUACAUUUUGGUCACUAAUAGGAACUUAGAGAAUAUAGUAUAAAGAAAAGAUAAGUAUCAUUUUUGAAGAAAAUCCCACUGUUCCAUUACAUCCUAUAAACUCCAUUGUAGAUGAUGUCAUCAUUGGAUUAAAUAAUAAUCAGGGCAUACACUCCAGUUCUACAAUAAACAGUAUUAUUAGUGUAUUAACCAGAUACAAAUUUGAGGGAGUCUCUAGUAACUCAUAUUCCAUUAGGUGAUUAUAUAAAGGAUACAUUAAGAUUAGGAAUUACAAAGGUUUAUUAUUAUGGUUUAUUGAUACAUGCUAGUUCUAAAUUUGGGAUAAAGAAUUUGUUAGUUUAUAGAAAUUUUUAAGCAGUUAUUUCAUCAGAAUGGAAUGAUGAAUAUAUUCAUAAAAAAGAAUUAUUAAUACAUUAUGAUUCCAUUGAUUCUCCAGAACAAAUAGAAUUUAAAUAGAAUGUAACAUUUUUGAAUUUAAUGACAAAUAUUUUGGCAACAAUAAGUAAUGAGAGUUUGUUAAUUAAUUAAGCAGCAAUAAAAAUAUCUAAUGAUUGGUUUAAAGGAUAGAUAAUUAAGUAUUAGGCUGAAUGUUAAUAAUGUUAAGAUUAAAUUCUACUUACAUAAAAAAUUGAUUUGAUUUAGAGUUUAGAGUAUUAUUCAAGCUUUUUAGAUGAAUGUAAAUUAGAUGAGGAUUAUUUUGUUUUUAUGACUACAAAUCAAUUGAUAUUUUUGGAUUCUGCUCAUUAUGUAAAACAUCCAGCUUUCUAUUUCAACUUAGAUCUCUAAUUUACACCUUAGAAAAUAUGGUGUAAAAAGGAUACAAUAUUAAUUACUGGUUAAACUACGACAUUCUAAGGUUUUCUAUAGAUGGUUAAAUUUUAAGAUUAAUAAUAUUAAAUGAUUGGGGAACCUUUUUAAAUCAAGCUGAAUAUAUAACUUAUUUAAUUAGAUAUAUUAGAUGAUGGCAAUUUUAUAAUAUUGGAUAGUCAUUAAAUUAUCGGAGGAUAUAUGUACUACACUGCUAAAAUAUGUGCUUAUCAUUAUGAGUUUACCCCUCCUAUAACUGUAUCAUAUACAUAAACUUCUUGUGUAGAUUCAAGAAAAUACAGAGAUUUUUAUGCAUCCAGUUUCAUCACUUAUAAAAUUAAUAAUAAAUAUAGAGUAUUCUUGAGUGAUUUAUAAUAAGGUUUGUUCAUAUAAGAUUUUCACUAUAUUGAUAGUUCAUUUUAAUUUAUAACAGCAGAUUAUGCUCUUUAUAGAGUAUCAUUGAGAUAACCUAUAGAAUAGAUGAUGGGAUUAAAUAUUGAUGAUGAAGUACGAUAUCUAAAAGUGAUUCGUAAUGGAGAUCCAUAAAACAAUUUUUAAAUUUUUAAAAUGAUUCUUCUAACUAAUUCAAUAGCUCAUUUGUCGCUAGUGUUGUAUUUUGAGGAUGAUGUAUAUUAGAAACUAAUUAUAAAUGAAAUGUUUUAGAGAUACUCUGAUUUUGAUGUAUAUUAUGAUGCUUCCUUAGAGAAAGAUUAUUUAGCAUUGGCUUAUUAAGCUAAAUAUUAUACAAUAUGUAUUUAUAAAUUGGGUUAGAAGUAAUAUCCAAAUUUAAAUUUAAUGAUUGGAGGAGUUGAAAUAGUUUAAUCUUAUCCAAAUUAAUUUUUUUCACUUCAUAGUGAUGAGAAUGGAUAGACACUGUUAUAAUUAAAUAAAGAAAAUAAAAAGCUGAAUUUAUAUGUGGUUGAUGAAUAUGCUACUCUUUCUUUUCUUGGGAAUGCCACAGAAUAACCUAUUACCUUAACUGCAAUUAAUUAACUUACAUAAGCUUCUAUUAUUCUAAAUGUUUAGAUGAGUACUGUUGUUCUCACUAAUUUGUAAAUUAUUUAAUUAUGUUAAUAUGUAGAUAUUGGAUAUUGUUAACCAUUUUGUUUUGUGUUUUAUUUUUCUUGGGUCUCUUAGCUCUCAUUGUAUACUAGAAACAUAAGGGAGUCAAGAAUCAAAUUAAAUAGUAGAGCAAAAGAAAAAAAGGUGAUGUCUUCUAUUUACAUAAUUAAUAAUGA
This is a messenger RNA of Paramecium sonneborni, 4132 nucleotides long. The record is from the annotation of a GenBank genome assembly. Lineage: Eukaryota; Ciliophora; Oligohymenophorea; Peniculida; Parameciidae.